Molecule: messenger RNA, 2248 nt
Organism: Odocoileus virginianus texanus
Lineage: Eukaryota; Metazoa; Chordata; Mammalia; Artiodactyla; Cervidae
Source: RefSeq, a predicted model, not a curated record
AUGGCGAUUUUGGAGAGGACCUUGGAACCCGAUAGCUCUGACGAGGAGCCCCCGCCUGUGUACUCCCCACCUGCCUACCACAUGCACGUGUUGGACAGGCCUUACCCACUGGCUCCCCCCACUCCACCUCCCCGAUAUCGUCGGUGGAGGAGGGCAGAGGUCAUGCAGCCUGGUGAUAGGAGCCCCAGUGGGGGACAAAGCGGCCUCCGCACUAGACCAAGGUUCUGGAAGCCUCACUCACACCCUGUGACUUUGGACGAGCUACUGCCCUUGCCUGAAGUUCAGGGGCCUGACCUGGACAGGAAGGCUUUGCUGGGCUGGGGGUGGAUCCAGGGAAGAGAGCCUGCCACCUCCAGGGGCUCCAAGCUCGUGAGCACAGAGGGCAGCCUGCCCCCCGUGGUGGGGCCUGAGCCCAGGGACCAGGAGAGCCGCUGGAAGCAGUACCUGGAGGACGAGAGGAUUGCGCUCUUCUUGCAGAACGAGGAGUUCAUGAAGGAGCUGCAGCGCAACCGUGACUUCCUGCUCGCCCUGGAGAGAGAUCGACUGAAAUACGAGUCCCAGAAGUCUACAUCCAGCAGCGUGGCCGUGGGAAAUGACUUUGACUUUCCUUCUCCUGUCCCAGGAAACAGCGACGCCAACCCUGCUGUGUCUGAAGAUGCCUUAUUCAGGGACAAGUUGAAACACAUGGGAAAAUGUCCUUUCCUCUGCGUUUCAGAUGAAGACUUCCGGGGAAGGCGACAGGAGGUGCCCACGGUGGAGGAAGCCCUUAAAGAAGGGCAGUAGGAGAUACCAGCAGUUCCUCCUUGCCGGGGACGAUCCGACCGGCGGAGGCAUCCCAGCUGCCGUCGGACAGAUGGUGCUUGAGUUCUGAGGCCCGGUGAUCCUCUGGCCACAGUCCAGCCCAGCCACUGCCACUUUCUAAGGGAUUCAGAACUUCCGAGUUGCCCGCUGUGAUUGCAGGAAGGGAGGAGGGUGGAGGCAAGAGCCAACCACAGCGCCUCGUGUGAGCAGGCUGUUCUAAGGGGAAUGGAUGGAAAUGCAAGCUCUAACCCCUCUUCUGUUUAAAAAAAACAAAACAAAACACCGAACAGAAAGCAGGCAAGGUGGGGAUACCCAAAAGGGGAGGAUGAUCCUACCAGAGUCUUCUUGGCCUGAGGUGGAGCCCCUGCCUCCCUCCUAUCCUGCAGGAGAGACCACAGUCACGGCCUGACCCCCACCCUCAUCCCAGCUCCCUCUGGGCACCUUGGGCCCUUCCUUCCCGUGGCCUCCUGCCUUUCAGCUUCCCCCAGGGGCGCUGGCCCGCACCCCUCCACUCCACCCCUCCACAGAGCCCUGGGCGGUCCCUGGAGCCCCGUCUGAGGGGUGACGGGCCCUACAGAGCCGUGUCUGCCGCCCGUUCUGCAUGGGCUCCUUGCUGCCUCUGUUGGGGGCUGGCAAGGGUCCUCAGAGGGAUGGGGAAACUGGCCAGCCUGGAGCUGGAGGAUUCUAGCGGGGGGGGGGGGGCGGUCUUCAGUCUGGCAGAAGACAAAAAGCCGGUCUGGAUGGGAUCCUGCAGCCCCUCUCCAGCGGUGCUGACCCCUCAUCUGGACUAGAAGUUCCACUGCCGCCAGGUGGGCAGCGGUCAGUUCCUUGGUAACCCCGGGAAGGUGUGGGGCUGGGGGGCGUGAAGAAGAGGCUGCCAGCCGGCCUGCAGCCCCAGGCCAGAAGGGCGUGCUGGGUGCCCUUUGCCAAGAGCGAGAAGGUGAAUGGCCAGGAGGAGAACAAGGGACCUACGGACCUGAGCCAGCACCAACCACUGCCAGCGGGAGGGCUGGGGGCGGUCAGCCCCACCUCUGCGCCCGCCCCCCCGCCCCUCCUGGAGAUGGGGGUGUGCUGACCUGGGGGAAGCCUGGGCGGGUCAGAGGCUCCAGCUGGAGCAGGGAGCCUGCCGGCCACACAGGGUUGGGAUGUUGAGGAGACGCCAGGCCCGCUGGGGCUGGAUGACCACAAGUCACCCUGAGAUAAAGAGGGCCUGGCGCACCCCCCGCAGUGCCCAGGGGGGACCCUGGCCACCUCCCCAUCCCGCGGAAGUGCGGUUGCCCUUCGGCCCCCUGCCGAUCCCCCACAGCCCCCCGCGCAGUAGAGGGGAGCCCCAGUCCAUGUGUGUGACUUUGUUAGUUCUGUUUCUUCUCCUCCGUGUGGGUUUUUUCCUGGAGCUGUUUCGUAGGAAUUGGUGUAAUAAAGACUUGGUGUUCUCUUGGUGCUCUGA